Sesamum indicum (sesame) is the source of this 848-nucleotide messenger RNA. RefSeq names its product HMG1/2-like protein. Lineage: Eukaryota; Viridiplantae; Streptophyta; Magnoliopsida; Lamiales; Pedaliaceae. The record is from RefSeq and is a predicted model, not a curated record.
CAGUUUUCAAUAUUUUCAACUCCCCCUUUUAAUAAUCACAUUCACGCCAUAUCUGCUUUCUCCCCGCCCCCUUGUUUUUCAUUCUCUCCCCGAAAUAAGAGAAAAAAAAAAACCCCCAAGGGAACCCCUAAACCUAACCCUAGGUUAUUACUGCUUAAGUGUUUCGUCAUGAAGGGUGGAAAAUCUAAGGCUGAUUCGAGGAAGGCCGACAGCAGGCUUGCUGUGAAGAAACAGUCAAAGAAGGAGAAGAAAGCAGCAAAGGACCCAAACAAGCCAAAGAGGCCUCCAAGUGCUUUCUUUGUUUUUAUGGAAGAUUUUAGGAAGCAAUACAAGGAAAAGCACCCUAACAACAAAUCAGUUGCAGCUGUUGGUAAAGCUGGUGGUGAUAAGUGGAAGUCAUUGAGUGAUGAGGAAAAGGCUCCAUUUGUGGCAAAGGCAGAGAAGAGAAAGGAGGAAUAUGAACGAAAAAUGGAAGCCUACAACAGAAAAUUGGCUGGAGGGGGUGAUGAUGAGUCCGACAAGUCAAAGUCUGAGGUUAAUGACGAGGAAGAUGAGGAAGGCAGUGGAGAGGAGGAAGAAGAUGAUGACUGAGUGCUGUGAUGGAUGAUUCGAUUAGAAGUGAUUUUGAUGCUCGGCUAUAGUAUAUGUUGAUUUCUUGACAUUGACAUUGACGUUGUCAAUAUAUGUGGAUGAUUUUCUGGACAUGGAUAGGCCUUCACCUUCCCCACUUGAUCUAGUGACCUGAAUGAGUAGUUUAUAAUAUGGGAUACUUUGUUGCUUAUGUUAACUGGUUAGACCAUGGAUGCUUAUUAUUGUAGUUUUAAAUGAAAGGCUUAGUUUCUCCCUCA